Molecule: messenger RNA, 1073 nt
Organism: Prorocentrum cordatum
Lineage: Eukaryota; Dinophyceae; Prorocentrales; Prorocentraceae
Source: the annotation of a GenBank genome assembly
GCGAGAGGCUGCCCAACAGCCUGUACUACCUGAUGGUGGAUGGCAUCAUCUCGUCCAAGCUUCCGCAGGCGCUCGCCAAGGGCGAGUGGACGGACAAGUCGCAGCCGCUGGUGGACACGCAAGAGCAGCUCCUCACGGAGCUCACCGAGUACAGGGAAGCAGCCCUCGGGCUGAUCGCGCGCCAUUUGAACAAGAGCUUCCAGGAGAAGAAGAUCUUGUGCAAGGCAUUCUACGACCCGCAGACUAUCCGACAGGGCACGCUCAGCGCUGAGCGCAGCCUGCCCGAGGGCGCCCGGAUCAUGACGCCGAAGAGGCCCAUGAAGGGCCUGCGGUGGAACAUCACCAAGACCGCGGUGGACACUGAGCUGAGGCGCCAGGGCGCGACCACGGUCGACUUCAAGUUCUGCCUGACCUGGCACAGGAACGAGUGGCAGACCGACGGCCAGCUCAUCCACAGAAUUAUGGAUGGGGAUGAUGGAUUCCCGAACUGCACGCACGACGUCAAUUCGCUUGCCGCCCUCGUGCAUAUGAUGGUGCUCGAGUACCUGGAUCUCAUUUCCAGCGAGGACGGAGGCAUGACCGUGCUCGGCAACGUGCUGUGCGACACGCCCCGCGCCCUGCAGGAGCCCUGCCUCCUGGCGCUUGAAAUGAUGAAGUUCGGCAUCCUUUCGGGCGAGCCCUUCGACGCCGCCCAGGCCGAGCGUCCCUUCCCGGAGCUGGUGAAGUACCCCGUCGCGCCAGUGGACACGGACACGAAGUCGCUGCUGCUCCUCACCAGGGUGAUGUCGCUGGUGCCGAUGAGGCUGAAGGCGGACAUGUGGAACGCGGAGGUAGAGUUCGACCUGUCGGCGUUCCACUCGCUCGUGCGAGUGCUGAAGAGGGCCCUCCGCCAGUUGGUGGAGGCAUCCCUGGCUUCCGUCCUGCUGAGGGACCUCUCGCGCACGAAGCUGCUGACCGCAGGCUUCAUGUGCGGCUCGCCGCUGCGGGAGGACAAAACGCAGACCCCCGCCAUCUUGCCAACCUUCAUGCUGCCGCGCGCCUGCAUGGAGGCAUUGUCGUGCGCCACUUCCUGA